Messenger RNA from Glarea lozoyensis ATCC 20868, 1536 nucleotides. RefSeq names its product C2H2 and C2HC zinc finger. The record is from RefSeq and is a predicted model, not a curated record. NCBI's taxonomy places the organism in Eukaryota, Fungi, Ascomycota, Leotiomycetes, Helotiales, Helotiaceae. The transcript has a single exon. The coding region runs from base 1 to 1536 and encodes 511 amino acids.
AUGGAUCCGGAUCCGCAUCCGUCAGUCCUAGGUGCAGAUGAGCAGCCCUCCACAACUACAAGUAACAUACUACAAACACCGAAUUUACCACAGCAUAUCUCCACUCCAAAAGGCGCACAAGUAGCUCCAGGUACUACUCGUCCACAACAAAGACGUCGGAGACCUGGCAGUCAGAUUGACAGGUCCAAAUACAUCUGCGUGUGGAAAGAAUGCGAUAAAGGAUAUGGAACGCUCGGCAAUUUGAACGCGCAUAUCACCAAGAAGAACCAUGGAGAGAAGCGUACAAGGCAGGAGAUUGAACUCGCUUAUAACUCACUAAGCUCACAUCCGCAGCCUUGCAGUGAGGAUGACAGCCCUGAAUACAUGUGCGAGUGGAAUGAUUGCGGAAAAAAGUUUUAUACGAACCAAGGUUUAAAGAUUCAUGUCGGCAUGAACCGCCAUAGACCGAAGGAUAUAUGGUCGGAGCUUGAAGAGAGCGAAUCGACUUUUUCAAAUGUUCGCGGUCAGGUUGGCGGGUCCAGACACAUCUGCGAGUGGGAUGGUUGCGGUAAAGAGUUUGAUACGAGCCAUGGUUUAAAGACUCAUGUCGGCAGGAAACGCCAUGGACCGAAGUGUAUAUGGUCGGAGCUUGAAGAGAGCGGAUCGGAACUUGCGACGAGCAGCAGCAGUGCUUUUAUAAAAGAUCAACCAAGUCUCGACGACACCACCGGGGCGAUCGAAGGCAAGGAUCUCACACCUCUUAUACCAGAACCGCCACUUUUUUCUACAAACCCACAACAGUCGAACACUGGUCUGGCACCUCCUCAACACCAUAAUGUCGACUCUCGUAAUCAAUUCAACGGUUUUGGGACGAGCGCGUUGAAUUACCUUUCACAACUAAGCGCAAACGACUUAGGAGCGAGUGGUGACGAUGCUGGGCAGGCUAAUUCGAACUACCUCAAUGGGCCAUAUCGUGGACUAUACGAUCACCCUGCAAAUUGCAGACCAGCAUUUUACGGUCCAAUUCCCACAAAUUCGACGCCGGAUGCCGCACCAGUGGCCUGGGUUGAUUCCCAAGUUCCUGAAGGAGCAGCCUUUUCGUACAACCAGGAUACAUGGGCUUGGCAAAUGCCAGCAGCAGACGUUGAAGCUGGUGGAUCGAGUAACUUGGCGUCCCUCGGUGGACCUGUAUGGAACGAUUUGGACCCUGCCUCUACACCUCAGUUAAAACACCCAACAGAUAGUGGGAUUGUCGGACAUCAACCUCAAUACUGGUACCCAAACAAUGCCCCAGGAAUGGAUGACGGCCAUUGGCAGCAGCACCCCACCAUGCCCAAACCGCAAACGUCCUACAACGAACAACAGUCCAUGGGAUUCCACCAGCAGGUACAACAGGCAGGCCCCAGUGUUGCCCACCUCAACCCAAGUGAUCAAGAGCUCUUCAGAAAUCCACGCAUUUACAUAGCACAAUACGAGUCUGGUGGUCAAUCUCACCGCGACUCGGAACAAACCUCGGGUUUCGCAUCUGCGCCUACGAAUUACAAUCCUGGCUUCUGA